This is a messenger RNA of Owenia fusiformis, 4464 nucleotides long. The record is from the annotation of a GenBank genome assembly. NCBI's taxonomy places the organism in Eukaryota, Metazoa, Annelida, Polychaeta, Sabellida, Oweniidae.
CUUCAUAAAUUUUGGAAAAUGGAAAGAUGUACAAUUUUCGAGGAAGACGCUGUUUUUCGCGAGGGUCGGAAAGGGUUGGAGUAUGGUCUUGUCCUGGAGAGUGCGGAAUACCUCAGCAGUGAUGAGGAACGUGAAGAAGUUGACGAAUUGAAGAAGGGAAAGGUGUUAGUGGCUUGGCAUCCCGAUGGAAAAGAAGAGGUUAUAUCAGAAAAAUCAGUAACACUGUCAGAUAGAUCCCUAAUGCCUGGCGAUGUUGUCCGUAGAUUGUCAGCAGGGAAAAACAGCCAACAGGGAUAUGUGCGGUUCAUUGACAGUAUGUGCCACAUUCAGGCCUUAGGAACAAGUAAGAUCAUCACGGGUAUCAGCAGCAAGGAUGUUGAUCCAUAUCCUUAUUGGGAUUUGGAACCUGGUGAUGUCACAAUGGACACAUGGGUUGGAAGAAUUGAAGCCCGCUACACAGACAUCACCCUUAUGCUGUCUAAUGGCACCCUAUUGAAGGUUACAGAAGAAGACCAAGACAUCUACAAUCUUGAAGAUAUAAGUGAGAAAAGAAGCAAGACCUCAGAGUUUGUGAAGGAAGAGAUUUACGUCGGCCAAGUUUUGAAGGGAUCAAUCGAUGAUCUUUGUGGAAACUAUGAGAUUAUUGAGAAGCACAGCGGGCCAUGCUCCAAGCAUAUUGCAGUUGUACAAGUGGAGACUCGUGCUAUGGAUGUACACUGGUUAUGCAAAGGCUACUCAGAGUCACAAAAUAAUUGUAGUCCCCCUCCCUCUAAACUCACAAAGGCAGAUUUAGAAAACAAGUUGAAGAAAUUGAACUGUUUUGAAUCGUCAACUGUGCAGAUAGGAGACAUGGUAUUUUACAAAAUAAAGCCAAAUGAUAAUAUAGUUGAGUACAGUAAAAGUUACAAAACUGUAGGCAAUUUUGUGCAACAGUUCAUUCCUGACAGUAACUCACAUGGUCAGGAACUUGAUGAACUUUUGAAAUUCAAAAAUUUAGCAACGGAAAAUAAAAUAAAUGAACAUGCUGAUUUGGUGCCUACGAAAUCGGAAUCAGAUUCAGAUUAUGAAGAUAUGGAAUCGGAUACAGGGUCAAACGCUUCAAAUUCAUCCUCAAGUUCGAGGAAAAAACGAGCGCAAAAAGGGCCAUCACUUCAAACGAGACUCGCCAAGCGAAAACAGGGUCGAGGGAAAAUAGCGAAAAAAGAGAAGCCACUACAAUGUCAAGUGAAACCCGGGAACUAUGUCCCUUGUGAGAUUAUCUAUACCUCUUCAAAUGUGGAGGUAAUGUGGCAGGAUGGAACUAUACAGAAGAACAUUCCCUCAACUGAUUUGUAUCCAAUACAUCAUUUAGACGAAAGAGAGUUCUUCCCUGGUGAUGUUGUGCUCUCAAAUAAUGAUGAGCAUAGAGAUCAAUAUGGAGUUGUACAGACUGUUGACCAUGGUGAGAGAACUUGUACUAUUCACUGGAUGACACCUUACGAAACUGGGAAAGGAACAAGACCAACUUACGUUGGGCAUGAGGAAGUGAGUGUAUAUGACAUAAAAGACCAUGAAGAUUACAGCUACAGGCCUGGCACAGUGGUUGUGAGAAUAGCUAGCUCAGAGGAUGCAAAUGCUCAGGCUUGCGGUCAGGUUUAUGAGAUUAUGACUGACGGGAGACUGAAGAUACAAUGGGGAGAUACAACUCAAUCAUUCUGCUACCCUCAGGAACUCUAUACCUUUGGGGAAGAGGAAUAUGGGGCGCUCCUGAAAACAUCACUAUUGAACAGCCAGAUGUCUGAGUUUGGUAGUGAUGAUGACUAUAGUGAUGAAGAUAGUGAUGGUACGGAAGCAACAGACAACAGUUGGGAGACACAAGAUGAGGCAGAAACUUCUGAGGAAGACACUGAUAAUGAAAAUGACCAAACUGCAAGUGGUGGCGAGUUACCGAAUAUACCAGAGUCAAGCUUACAGGGCUACCAAGAUAGACUAAAUGAGGCUCGUCACACGAUAGAGGCCCUUAGAACGAACCUCACCACCCAGAGCGACAUUUUACCCUUCCUCACUGUUAUGUACCAGAGCAUCAUAAAAUGUUACAAAUCAUGUCGUAAACUUGACAACCAGUUGGACACAAGUUAUUUCGAUGCUGAUGAAAUCAAGGAUCUAAUCAGUGUGAUACGUCGGAGUUAUAAAAAGGAGAGGGCCAGUGAGCUAACGGCACAUGUUAUGGGGUUGUUUCAGUCGCCGGCAGCUUGUAUGGCCCAAUCUGGUGAUGCAGGGGAGGAUACAGAGCAAUUACUAGGAGAAGCAGCAGCUGUUGACACUGCUGAUACCUCCCCUGAACCCUCUAAGAAGGAUGCAGAAUCUCAAACGCAUACUAAUAGCUCUAAAAAGGCUCACAAGGCAAAACGGUCCUGUGAGAACGCUUGUAGGUUACUGAAAGAAGGUAUGGGCAAGAUACAGAGAGACCUGGAUCAUCUUAAAAAGCGCAAUCUUGAAAAAAUGAAUGAUUCCAAUAAAACUCCCGAGAAACAAAAAAUUGUUGGAUUCAGUGAACCAUGCCGCAGCAACACAGGAAGUCCUUUUAAGGACCUUUCAGGAGCAAAAGUGCCCACAAGUCUCAGCAAUACUGGACUGAAUGUCGUCAGUAAAUUGUUAACGGAACUUGAACUUGAAAAUGAUGAUAAUGACAAUGAUUCUCUUAUUGAUAUGCUGGUUACGCAUAUGGGUCUCGAUAUCCCACCAGGGAAUUCUGGGAUAGAAAAAAGUAGCGACAUAAAAAGUCCUGUCAGUGACAUAUCUGAUCUGUCAGCCACCAUGGAGAAUAUUGAAGCAUUCAAGAUUCUAGAUACUGUUCCAGAAGGGCACAGGUUUAAAAAGACCCCACACCAGCCUGUCAAUCUAAAGUCUUUUACAACUGCAGUUAGGAAGGAGAUGAAGCUCUUGUGUACCAGUCUCCCUUCUGGCAUAUUUGUAAGGGGAUUUGAUGAAAGAAUGGAUAUUUUCUCUGUUAUGAUCUAUGGGCCAGAGCACACACCAUACGAGGAUGGUCUAUUCUUCUUCGAUGUUAUGCUACCUGCUGAUUACCCAGAAUCCCCUCCACUGUUUCACUAUCUGUCAUACUGUAAUGAUCGCCUGAAUCCAAAUCUGUAUGAGGAUGGGAAAGUCUGCGUUAGCCUAUUGGGAACUUGGAGUGGAAAGGAUACAGAAGUUUGGACCAAUAAAUCAAACCUGCUACAAGUCCUUGUCUCUAUUCAAGGCCUUAUUUUGGUGAAGCAACCUUACUACAAUGAGGCCGGCUAUGAGAAACAACAAGGUACACAACAAGGCCUUGAGAAUAGCAAAGUGUACAAUGAAAUGGCAGUUAUUAAGAUGGUGCAGUCAAUGCAGUGUAUUUGUAAGAAUCCCCCAGAAGUUUUCAAAGAAGAUGCCAUUGAGUAUCUAAACAAACACGGAUACAGGCUAGCUGAUAGAGUAGAAAAAUGGUUGGACUACUCUGUGAAAAACCAGCUUCAAAAAACUCCUACAAAACCCUCUAGUCUUCCAACAAACCAAUCUCAACUGACCUCAACGUUGGCUGUUAACAUUUUACCACAAAAUUGCCAAAUUCCAAAUGAUCACCUCGUGCGAAAAAUUAACCUUGCAAGCAUUGUGGAUGAAGCUGUUAAGAAAGUAGAUAACCCUGCUAGCAGGGUUAAUGACUCGACUGGUGAGGCUAACUCACAUGGGAACAAUAAAGCAACUGACAAUCAAGACUCUGAAAAAGAACCCGGUAAAGAGGAUAACCACUUCAUAGGAGACAAAACUCCAGAUGAAAAUAACAUUCCCAUUGGAAAUGAUGAUAUUAAUAAGGCUAAUGAGAAAAAUGAAACUGACAAUGAUUCGAAUGAACAAAUUUGUGCUGGUGCAGGGAUUCCAAAAGUUGAGUGUUCAGCAUUACCAAAUUUGGAGGUACAAGGGUCUUUGCCCGAGUUCCCAGAUUUCCCCCUUUUGCCAGGAUCAAGAGGGUUCUGCUUGACUCUUUCCAAACUGUUAGCCCGCUAUAAAGAAACACUCAAGAACAAUGAUAUCAAUAACCCCUUCAAGUAGUAACAUUGCCAAGAGUUUAUUGUAAGGAACCACUAAAUAUCAAUGAAUUGUCAACCCAUAUAAGUAGCAUUGUCGAGGUUAGCUAACAAUUAGAAAACACUUAUUGAUAUAGAUGUCCUCUUCAAAUGCCUCACAACAUUUCUAGUAUGGAAACUGGGAUCUAAGAACGUGAAGAAUCACAAAUUCCCUGUAAUUUGAUCGUUAUCUUUGUUUCCCAGUGUAUUGUUUGAUGAUAAAUAUACUAAGUACUGUACAUAUGCAAUAUUACUUCAAAAAAUAACAUAGAAACAAGUUGAAUGAUCAAGGACUAAAUUCCAAUUUCAUGCAGGCCCGUAGCCAAGAUGUGCCAAGGGGUUUCACUUUUUUUAUUAAAUUUCCAGGGGUUGCACUUUUGAC